AUGAGCUUCAACAACGACUUCGCCCAGCAGGGCCAGCCGACUGGCGAACAGGCUGGCGGUUUCGCGCCCCAGGCCGACCUUGGACAGCCCAUGGAUACAUCUGCGCCUGGUUUCCCCGCCGGAAACAUCGGCGGUCCUACUGGAACCCCGCAAGACGGACAGCAGGACGGAAAUAACAAGACAACCCUCUGGAUGGGGGAACUCGAGCCAUGGAUCGACGAGAACUUCGUGCGCAGCAUCUGGUACAACAUGGGCGAGCAGGUCAACGUGAAGAUGAUUCGCGACAAGUUCUCUGGCUCCAAUGCCGGCUACUGCUUCGUCGACUUCUCCAGCGCUCAAGCUGCGUCCAAGGCCCUUGCGCUCAAUGGACAGCUGAUCCCGAACUCGAACCGCCCGUUCAAGCUGAACUGGGCUUCUGGUGGUGGUCUCGCUGAUCGAAGCCCCAGCCGCGAUGACCGCGGUCCGGAGUAUAGCAUCUUCGUUGGCGACCUGGGCCCUGAGGUGAACGAGUUUGUCCUCGUACAACUGUUUCAAAACAAGUACCAGAGCUGCAAGUCUGCUAAGAUCAUGUCCGACCCCAUCAGCGGCAUGUCGCGCGGCUAUGGAUUCGUUCGUUUCACCGACGAAGCCGAUCAACAGAAGGCCCUCACUGAGAUGCAAGGCGUCUACUGCGGCAACCGACCCAUGCGCAUCAGCACUGCCACCCCGAAGAACAAGAGCGGCGGUCCUGGUGGCCCCGCUAUGGGUGGCAUGCCACCUGGCGGCGGGCCUUUAGGUAUGUACUCCAUGGGUGCACCCCCACAGAUGGGAGGCGGUGGCGGCGGCGGUGGCGGCUACUACGGUGCUCCCCAGCCCAUGAACCAGUUCACCGAUCCGAACAACACCACUGUCUUCGUUGGUGGUCUAAGUGGCUACGUCACCGAAGAUGAGCUUCGUUCUUUCUUCCAGGGCUUCGGAGAGAUCACCUACGUCAAGAUUCCUCCCGGCAAGGGCUGUGGCUUCGUACAGUUCGUGCAGCGUCACGCCGCCGAGAUGGCCAUCAACCAGAUGCAAGGAUAUCCGAUCGGCAACUCUCGCGUUCGACUUAGCUGGGGACGCAGCCAGAACAACUCUGGCCCCGCAGGCACCCUUACCGCCCCGCGCCGCCGCCCCCUGUCUACCCGCAGAUGGGUAUGGCGCCCCAACAUCCUUACGGCAACUUUGCUCCUAUGA
Messenger RNA from Didymosphaeria variabile, 1212 nucleotides. RefSeq lists its product as uncharacterized. The transcript has 4 exons. Gene Ontology annotation, biological process: mRNA splice site recognition. Gene Ontology annotation, molecular function: mRNA binding. Bases 1 to 1212 code for a protein of 403 amino acids. Gene Ontology annotation, cellular component: cytosol. NCBI's taxonomy places the organism in Eukaryota, Fungi, Ascomycota, Dothideomycetes, Pleosporales, Didymosphaeriaceae. The record is from RefSeq and is a predicted model, not a curated record.